Messenger RNA from Acytostelium subglobosum LB1, 741 nucleotides. RefSeq lists its product as hypothetical. The record is from RefSeq and is a predicted model, not a curated record. The transcript has 2 exons. Gene Ontology annotation, cellular component: cyclin-dependent protein kinase holoenzyme complex; nucleus. The annotation marks the transcript as partial. Gene Ontology annotation, molecular function: cyclin-dependent protein serine/threonine kinase regulator activity; protein kinase binding. Lineage: Eukaryota; Evosea; Eumycetozoa; Acytosteliales; Acytosteliaceae. Gene Ontology annotation, biological process: regulation of cyclin-dependent protein serine/threonine kinase activity.
AUGAAUUCGAACAAAGCAAUGUUGGCCCAACACGCCUUCCGCAAGAUAUACAAUCAAUUAUAUGGAAAGAAUGAUGGACGCUGGGAAUAUGUGGUCCUGCGUCGACCCGUGUACCAGUGGCUGGCGGACCACGAUGCGCCCUAUGUCCGCUCAUCACAACCCGAGAAAUUGACCGAGGCCAUCAAUGAGAUAUUCGAUAUAAUAUUGAGCAUACUGGAGAUGCUCAGAUGCUCGCCAUCACUGCUGUCCACAAUCGUCUACUACUCCAACAAGUUUGUGGCACGCACUGGAUUGAAACACAAUCAAUUGUUCAAUCUGCUGUUGACGAGCACCAUCGUCACCAUCAAGUUCUGGUCAGAGAGCGCACCCAUCAACAAUAAGAUGCUGUCAGAUAUCUUUGAGUUUCCCGUGCAGGACAUCAAUCUGAUGGAGCAACGCUUCCUGUCUGGUAUCGAGUACGAGCUAUGUAUCAAUGAGGAUCAGAUCGAUUCCUUCAUGUCCAAUGUCGAGAAGGCAUUGAACACUGGUCCAUCAUCUACAAAGUUGUUGCUAGUGUCAACAUCAUCAUCAUCAUCAGACGAUGCCACUGUUCCAUCAACAUCAUCAUCAGCAUGCUCGACUUCAAUAUCAUCAACAUCAACAUCAUUAUCUUCUUCUUCUUCAUCCUCUGCCUCUUCAUCCAUUCAUUGCAUGGAGAGCCAAACAGUGUUCUCCAAUCAUCUGUCGCCGACGACUGCCAUC